Molecule: messenger RNA, 675 nt
Organism: Durusdinium trenchii
Lineage: Eukaryota; Dinophyceae; Suessiales; Symbiodiniaceae
Source: the annotation of a GenBank genome assembly
AUGCCAAAGGUCGUCUUUGAAGGAAGUACACAGGCUAGAAGAGCACAGGAUAGGCAGAAGUUAGGCAGUUUGAAGCAGCUGACCGUGCAACCCUCCACACGAUUGCGAUAUGAGAAAGCCCUGAACAAAUUUCUCUCCUUCCUCAAGGCCGAAGGCCUGAGGCUUCCGAGUAGGCGUGAGCAGCUAGAUACUCUAGUCAUGGAGUACAUAGAACAUCUCUGGCUCUCGGGGGAAGGGCGUGGACUGGCCGCCGAUACCUUAGCAUCUUUGCAAGACUAUGAUGCCAAAUUGCGGGGGCAUCUCCCUGGUGCUUGGCGUUUAGUGAAAACGUGGGUUACCCAUGAACUGCCAAACCGAGCACCGCCCGUGCCGGAAUUGGUCUUGCAAAGCAUGGUCGGAUGGAGCCUGUACAAUGGCCAUUUUGCCUUUGCCACGAGUUUGUUGCUCUGCUUUUACAGAAUUUUAAGAACGGGUGAGUUGUUGGACGUAAACCGUAGCCGAAUCGAGAUUUCAGCAAAGCUCCGCACAGCAGUGGUGUCCCUGAAGUUGACCAAGGACAACGACAGCGCAUACGAAGACGACGAACCUGAAGCAACAACCGAGAUUGAAGUCAUGGAUGUGGUGGACUACACCAACGUGACGCUGAACUCGAGUGUGAACCGCAGUGGUCGUUGA